Molecule: messenger RNA, 760 nt
Organism: Vespa mandarinia (Asian giant hornet)
Lineage: Eukaryota; Metazoa; Arthropoda; Insecta; Hymenoptera; Vespidae
Gene: LSm3
Product: U6 snRNA-associated Sm-like protein LSm3
Biological process (GO): mRNA splicing, via spliceosome
Molecular function (GO): RNA binding
Source: RefSeq, a predicted model, not a curated record
UAUAAUAUAAAAGUUAAAAAAGAGAUAUAAUAUAAAGAUUAAAAGAAAAAGCUAUAUAUUUUUUUUAUAACUGCACUACUACUAUUCUGAAUAAAAAUAUCAGCUCUCUGUUAUUUUCCCGCAUUACGUUUGGGGAUGGGUUAGGUUUUAAUAGCUAUCUUAGAUAAAGUGAAGGAUAGAGAAAGAUUUAAUUAUACAUUAUUUAAUAAUAUUAAAUUAAGACAUUUUCGUUAAAUUUUAUAAAUAAUACGUUACUAUGGCUGAUGAAUCGGAACAGGUUCCAGCAAUAAAUGUGAAAGAACCAUUGGAUUUAAUAAGAUUAAGUUUGGACGAACGAAUUUACGUGAAAAUGAGAAACGAAAGAGAAUUACGAGGACGUUUACAUGCUUAUGAUCAACACUUGAAUAUGGUAUUAGGUGAAGCGGAAGAAACUGUUACAACUGUAGAAAUUGAUGAAGAAACAUAUGAAGAAGUUUACCGUACUACAAAAAGAAAUAUAUCUAUGCUAUUUAUCCGUGGUGAUGGUGUCAUUUUAGUAUCUCCGCCUAGCAUGAGAGCACCCAUGUAAAAGAUACAUUAACUUUUUUAUUUGUAUUCAAGAAGAAGCAUAGGCAAGAUAAGAAAAAGGUUUUUUCUCUGACAAACUUUUUACCAGGUAACAUUCGUGUAACUUUCAUGUGCUAAAAUAGAUAUAAAAUAUGUAUGAAGCAUAUAAACUAUAUGCUUGCUGCAAUUGAAAUAUAAUAUUUCUUUUCAUAAA